This is a messenger RNA of Cylicostephanus goldi, 381 nucleotides long. The record is from the annotation of a GenBank genome assembly. NCBI's taxonomy places the organism in Eukaryota, Metazoa, Nematoda, Chromadorea, Rhabditida, Strongylidae.
AUGGCUGGAAUGAUGUCUGCAGAUGGGACGUACGAGGUGCCUCUCGAAGCAACCCCUAAACGUCGUUCGCGCGGACCAUGGUUUGUUGAACAUUAUAGCAAGGGUCCAUCGCAAAGUGUCUCAGAAAAGUCAGGAGGCCCAAAAGAUAAUAUCAUAAGAAUUGAGAAGGAAAAUCGUCGUACGGAUGAGUACUUAACGAGCAAAUUGAAAGACAACGAAGUUGUUCAUUCGGAACAAAGCGUUCACUCAACUACAACGAAGGUAGUCAGAACAAGCCAAACAGUUGCAACAGACGACGAUGGAUAUGCAAUACCAGCGACUGAAGGGCGAACUGGACCGAUGCCAUCUUUUCAAGAGCUAGGUAGGGCAUAUCUACCCUAA